AUGAUCAAGGCGAUCUUAGUGAUCAACAAUCAUGGGAAACCGAGGCUUUUGAAGUUCUAUCAGCAUUAUAGCGAAGAGAUGCAGCAACAAAUUGUUCGAGAAACGUUCCAACUCGUUUCGAAGCGAGACGACAACGUGUGCAAUUUUCUCGAAGGCGGCACUCUUAUUGAUGGAAACGAUUAUCGUCUAAUUUACCGUCAUUACGCUACACUGUACUUCAUUUUCUGCGUUGACUCGUCGGAGAGCGAGCUCGGUAUCUUGGACCUAAUCCAAGUUUUUGUUGAAACUCUCGAUAGAUGCUUUGAGAACGUCUGUGAACUGGAUCUGAUCUUCCACGUCGACAAAGUUCACCAUAUUCUUGGAGAAAUCGUGAUGGGCGGCAUGGUUCUGGAAACGAACAUGAACGAGAUUUUGCUACGGAUACAGGAACAGGAGAAGCUUCAGAAGCAGGAAGCAGGACUCUCAGCAGCUCCCGCUCGAGCUGUCUCAGCCGUCAAGAACAUAAACAUUCCCCAGCAACUCAAAGACAUCAAGCUUCCCGAUUUGCCUUCUCUCUCUAAUUUAAAGAACGCUUUUUGA
Molecule: messenger RNA, 579 nt
Organism: Caenorhabditis auriculariae
Lineage: Eukaryota; Metazoa; Nematoda; Chromadorea; Rhabditida; Rhabditidae
Source: the annotation of a GenBank genome assembly